Chenopodium quinoa (quinoa) is the source of this 1033-nucleotide messenger RNA. Its product is annotated as 39S ribosomal protein L41-A, mitochondrial-like. Gene Ontology annotation, biological process: translation. Bases 280 to 639 code for a protein of 119 amino acids. The record is from RefSeq and is a predicted model, not a curated record. The transcript is spliced from 5 exons. NCBI's taxonomy places the organism in Eukaryota, Viridiplantae, Streptophyta, Magnoliopsida, Caryophyllales, Amaranthaceae. Gene Ontology annotation, cellular component: mitochondrial large ribosomal subunit. Gene Ontology annotation, molecular function: structural constituent of ribosome.
GUGCUCAAUUAUUAUAGAGAGGCUGCAUUUUUACAACAUGGGUAGGUUUUACGUAAAAUUACAUUUUUGCCCCUGGUAAGGGUCCAUACCUGGUAGUGGUCUAUCACUACUCUUCGUGGCUCUGCCUCAUUUGAAUCAGAAGGGGAAAAAAAAAAAUCUGUCCGCUUUUCUCUCACUCUCAGUUUCCCAUUGAAUCGCACUCCACAUUCUCCGUUGAUGCUACUAUUGAUAUAUUCCAUUUAAGCACCUUUAAGAACCCUUUAGUGAUAAGAUUGAACUAUGAUGUUGGGACUUUUCUCCAUGCCCUUGGGCGACUGCCCCUCCUGCCCUGGUUCAGGGACAGGCUUUGAAAACGAAAGGAUGCCUCUAGGAUUGAUACUUGGGCUUGGAAGGGCAAUGCGCAGAAAGCGUACAUCAUCACUUGAUAUCCUUUCUUCGAAGAGGGCCCCAAGGAAUUACUACAAGGGAAAGAAUUGCAAGCCCACUGGAUUUCACACCCGCAAAGGUGGUUAUGUUGUGGUGCUAGAAAAGCUGCCUAACUAUGUCGUACCUGACCUUACUGAUUUUAAGCUCAAGCCGUAUGUGUCUCAGUGUCCACUAAACGCCAAGACAACUGCUAAUACUGAUGUAUCAACAUAGAUUGACAACACUUGAAUUAUCUAAAUCUUCUAGUAGUUUAGCUGCUUUGUAAUCAACAAUUCAACAGCUUCUGGAUGUAUGUUCAUCAAGCAAAGACCUCAACGAAGCUGGGUUGGAAAUCGACUGUCUUGUUUGUUUAGCCAUUGUACUCGGUUUAAAAGAAUGCAAGUUUUAGGGAAGCUGAUGGUUUUGUAAACACUUCCUUGUUCUGAAUAUGGUUUGGAAUUAGGGUAGAAACAUUUCAAAUUUUGCUAUCCUUGUUUCUUAGGAACUGUAAUCUUUUUGUUUCAACUUUAAACGUGUGAUAUUAGGGUAUUCUAUCCAUCUAGAAAUAUUUAUCAAAUACCAUUUUUGGCUCCUGCCUGCUGCCUCUAAAUAUAUUAUUGGGCUGUCA